AUGGGGAUGAAUAUACAGGGAACGGCUGGAGAAGAUGCUUCUCUAUUGACUCUCCAUUCUCCCUGCAUAAUCCCUAUCCUUCUUCGUAAAGAUUCAUACGAGCACAACUUUCUUGAAAUCAAGACAUUUACCCGUUGUGAUGUUAAACUACCUCAUUUAAAACUUAAAAGCCUGGAAAAGAAGAGGGCAGUUGAAUUGGACACGUACAGUCUCCACAAUGGGAAGAUUUUCCAGGGAUUCUUAUAUAGGCUGUCUCAAAUCUUUGUUGAGAAAGAGCCUGAAAUAGAGAUUGGAUUGCCAACAGAUGUUAAGCAUGUGGCUCACAUCGGGUGGGAUGGCCCCUCCAGAACUGGACCUGGUUGGAUGAAUGAAUUCAAGACGGCCUAA
This is a messenger RNA of Olea europaea var. sylvestris, 387 nucleotides long. RefSeq names its product CRIB domain-containing protein RIC7-like. The transcript is spliced from 5 exons. The record is from RefSeq and is a predicted model, not a curated record. Lineage: Eukaryota; Viridiplantae; Streptophyta; Magnoliopsida; Lamiales; Oleaceae. The coding region runs from base 1 to 387 and encodes 128 amino acids.